Molecule: messenger RNA, 6625 nt
Organism: Nannospalax galili (Upper Galilee mountains blind mole rat)
Lineage: Eukaryota; Metazoa; Chordata; Mammalia; Rodentia; Spalacidae
Gene: Dock6
Product: dedicator of cytokinesis 6
Exons: 51
Coding region: 78-6437 (2119 amino acids)
Biological process (GO): positive regulation of GTPase activity; small GTPase-mediated signal transduction
Cellular component (GO): cytosol
Molecular function (GO): guanyl-nucleotide exchange factor activity
Source: RefSeq, a predicted model, not a curated record
GCCCCCUGGCCGACCCGGCCCCACCGGGCUGCCUGGAUUCGGGAGUCGGCGGAGGCGGCGGCGAAGCGGGGGACGUCAUGGCGGCCUUGGAGCGCCGCGCCUUUGCUCACAAGAUCAACAGGACGGUAGCCGCUGAGGUGCGGAAGCAGGUGUCCCGGGAACGCAGUGGCUCCCCUCAUUCAAGCAGACGCUCUAGCAGCUCCCUUGGGGUCCCCUUGACAGAGGUUAUGGAGCCUGUGGACUUCGAGGAUGUCCUUCUAAGCCAUCCACCGGAUGUGGAGCCUGGUCCUCUGAGGGACUUGAUAGAAUUUCCAGCUGACGAUUUGGAACUGCUCAAGCAGCCCCGGGAAUGUCGGACCACAGAGUCUGGGAUCCCCGAGGAUGGAAAAUUGGAUGCCCAGGUGAGGGCCGCCGUGGCCAUGUACACAGAAGACUGGGUCAUUGUUCACAGAAGGUAUCAGCACCUGAGUCCAUCAUACAGCCCUGUUACCACAGACACACAGAGAGAGCAGCAGAAGGGCCUCACCUGCCAAGUCUUCGAGCAGGACGCCUCAGGGGACGAGAGGACAGGUCCAGAGGACAUGGAUGAUUCCCGGCACUGCUCGGGCUCCCCAGAGGACACCCCUCGAAGCAGCGGAGCCUCUGGCAUUUUCAACCUAAGGAACUUGGCCGCUGACUCACUUCUGCCGUCCUUGCUGGAGCGGGCAGCCCCUGAGGACAUGGACCAGCGUAAUGAAGCCCUGCGGCGGCAGCACCGCACCCGUGCCCUGCUUACCCUAUACCCUGCACCUGAUGAGGAUGAGGCUGUGGAACGCUGUACUUGCCCAGAGCCACCCCGGGAGCACUUUGGACAGAAGAUCCUUGUGAAAUGUCUGUCGCUCAAGUUUGAGAUAGAAAUUGAGCCGAUCUUCGGCACCUUGGCCCUGUAUGACGUUCGUGAGAAAAAGAAGAUUUCGGAAAAUUUCUACUUUGAUCUGAACUCGGACUCCAUGAAAGGGAUGCUCCGGGCCCAUGGAACCCACCCUGCCAUCUCCACCCUGGCCCGCUCUGCCAUCUUUUCUGUGACCUACCCCUCUCCCGACAUCUUCCUGGUUGUCAAGCUGGAGAAGGUGCUUGAACAGGGUGACAUUAGUGACUGCUGCGAGCCCUACAUGGUGAUGAAGGAGAUGGACAUGGCGAAGAACAGAGAGAAGCUGGACAAACUGCGCCUGGCAGCCGAGCAGUUCUGCACCCGACUGGGUCGGUACCGCAUGCCCUUUGCUUGGACGGCAGUGCACUUGGCUAACAUCGUGAGCAGCGCUGGCCAACAGGACCGUGAUUCCGACUCUGAGGGCGAGCGUAGACCCACUUGGACUGAACGCCGCCGUCGGGGAACCCAGGAUCGAGCCAGUAGUGGGGAUGAUGCCUGUAGCUUCUCUAGCUUCCGCCCGGCCACAUUAACUGUCACCAACUUUUUUAAGCAGGAGGCUGAGCGGCUGAGUGAUGAGGACCUUUUCAAGUUUCUGGCAGACAUGCGGAGGCCGUCGUCCCUACUGAGGCGCCUGCGACCUGUGACUGCUCAGCUCAAGAUUGACAUCUCUCCAGCUCCUGAAAACCCACACUUCUGCCUGUCCCCCGAGCUACUUCAUGUCAAGCCCUACCCAGACCCCAGGGGACGGCCCACCAAGGAGAUCCUGGAGUUCCCUGCCCGUGAGGUCUACACCCCUCACACUUCCUAUAGGAAUCUCCUGUUUGUGUACCCACACAGACUCAACUUCAGCAGCCGCCAGGGCUCUGUGCGCAACCUGGCCGUGCGGAUCCAAUACAUGGCUGGUGAGGAUCAGAGCCAGGCCCUUCCGGUCAUCUUUGGGAAAUCUAGCUGCAGUGAGUUCACCCGUGAGGCCUUCACACCAGUGGUCUACCAUAACAAGUCCCCUGAAUUCUAUGAAGAAUUCAAGCUGAGACUUCCUGCUUGCAUGACUGACAACCAUCACCUCUUUUUUACAUUCUACCACAUCAGCUGCCAGCCUCGGCCGGGCAUGGCCCUGGAGACACCUGUGGGCUUCACUUGGAUCCCAUUACUCCAACAUGGCUGCCUGAGGACCGGUCCCUUCUGCCUGCCCGUGUCUGUGGACCAGCCUCCACCCAGCUACUCUGUGCUCACCCCUGAUGUGGCACUGCCGGGCAUGCGCUGGGUGGACGGUCACAAGGGUGUGUUCAGUGUGGAGCUCACAGCCGCAUCAUCUGUGCACCCCCAGGACCCCCACUUGGAUAGGUUCUUCACCCUGGUACAUGUUCUCGAAGAAGGGUCCUUUCCAUUCCGCCUCAAGGAUACAGUGCUGAGCGAGGGCACCAUGGAGCAGGAGCUACGGGCCAGCCUGACUGCGCUGCGCCUCGCUAGCCCUGAGCCUCUUGUGGCCUUUUCCCACCAUGUCCUUGACAAGCUGGUCCACUUGGUUGUGCGCCCCCCCAUCAUCACUGGCCAGAUAGUGAACCUGGGCCGGGGGGCCUUUGAAGCCAUGGCUCAUGUAGCCAGCCUUGUGCAUCGGAGCCUGGAGGCCGUCCAGGAUUCUCGUGGUCACUGUCCACUGCUGGCUGCCUAUGUCCACUAUGCCUUUCGUCUUCCUGGUGGUGAACUUAGCCUGCCAGGCGGGGCCUCUCUGGCUACUCUGCAGCCAGCCACACUGGCUCGCAGCUCUGGCCGCCCUGCAAGCCUCUACCUGACACGUUCUAAGAGCAUCAGUAGCAGCAACCCUGACCUGGCCGUGGCCCCUGGCUCCGUGGACGAUGAGGUAGCCCGCAUCCUAGCCAGCAAGGGCGUCGAUCGCUCACACUCCUGGGUGAAUUCUGCUUAUGCUCCUGGAGGCAGCAAGGCUGUGCUGAGGCGGAUACCCCCUUACUGUGGGGCUGACCCCAGACAGGCCAUCGACUGCAACUCUAGCCGUGCCUCCUCCUACCUUGAGGCCUCCUCCUCAGCCUCGAUGACCCCCCAGCCAAGACCCACUAUACCAAAGCUCCUGCAUGAGGAGCUGGCUCUGCAGUGGGUGGUGAGUGGGAGCACUGUACGAGAGAUGGUCCUGCAGCACGCCUGGUUCUUCUUCCAGCUCAUGGUGAAAAGCAUGCAACUGCACCUGAUUCUGAGCCAGCGCCUGAACACACCCCGAAAACUGCGCUUUCCUGGGCGCUUCCUGGAUGACAUCUCAGCCUUGGUGGGCUCUGUGGGUCUAGAGGUCAUCACACGGGUCCACAAGGAUGUGGAAGUGGCUGAACGUCUCAACGCCAGCCUGGCUUUCUUCCUCAGCGACCUGCUGUCUAUAGCAGACAGGGGCUUCGUGUUCCGCCUGGUACAAGCUCACUACAAGCAGGUGGCCACCCGGCUACAGUCAUCCCCCAACCCAGCCUCCCUGCUGACCCUGCGCAUGGACUUCACCCGAAUCCUGUGCAGCCACGAGCACUACGUGACCCUCAACCUCCCUUGCUGUCCCCUGUCGCCGCCAGCCUCCCCCUCCCCCUCCUUGUCCUCUACCACCUCCCAGAGUUCCGCCUUCUCCAGCCAGUCUCCCGACCCCAAGGUGACCAGCAUGUUUGAGCUGAGUGGAACCUUCCGUCAGCAGCAUUUUCUGUCUGGACUUCUGCUGACUGAACUGGCCCUGGCCCUGGAGCCUGAGGCUGAGGGGGCAUCCGUUUUGCACAAGAAGGCCAUCAGUGCAGUGCACAGCCUGCUAUGCAGCCACGACAUUGACCCUCGCUACACAGAGCCCACUGUGAAGGCCAGGGUGGCUGAGCUGUACCUGCCCCUACUCUCCAUUGCCAGGGACACACUGCCACGGCUGCACAGCUUCACAGAGGGCUCAGGUCAGCGGUCAAGACUUGUGUCCAUGCUGGACUCGGACACAGAAGGUGAAGGGGACAUUGGAGGCACCAUCAGCCCGUCUGUGGCCAUUGCCAUUGCUGGGGGGCCCCUUGCUCCUAGCUCUCGCUCCAGCAUCUCCCAGGGACCUUCAACCGUGUCCCGCUCGGGGUAUCCCCUCUCUGCUGAGUCCAGCCGGACCUUGAUGAUAUGUGUACUGUGGGUCUUGAAAAAUGCAGAGCCAACCCUCCUGCAGCGCUGGGCUGCUGACCUGGCCCUGUCACAGCUGGGACGCCUCCUGGAGUUGCUCAACCUCUGUCUGGCUGCCUUUGAGUAUAAGGGGAAAAAGGCCUUUGAGCGAAUUAACAGCCUCACAUUCAAGAAGUCAUUAGACAUGAAAGCCCGGCUAGAGGAGGCCAUCUUGGGCACCAUUGGGGCACGGCAGGAGAUGGUGCGGCGGAGUCGGGAGAGGAGUCCAUUUGGAAACCAAGACAACGUUCGCUGGCGUAAGAGUGUCACACACUGGAGACAGACCUCAGACCGUGUGGACAAGACUAAGAAUGAAAUGGAACAUGAAGCCCUAGUGGAUGGUAACCUGGCAACAGAAGCUAGCUUGGUGGUUCUGGACACCCUGGAGAUCAUUGUGCAGACGGUGAUGCUGUCAGAGACCCGGGAGAGCAUCCUGGGUGCUGUGCUCAAAGUUGUGCUGUACAGUCUGGGGAGCACCCAGAGUGCCAGCUUCCUGCAGCAUGGCCUAGCCACCCAGCGGGCUCUGGUAUCCAAGUUCCCGGAGCUGCUGUUUGAAGAGGACACGGAGCUGUGUGCCGACCUGUGCCUGAGGCUUCUGCGACACUGUGGCAGCCGCAUCAGCACCAUCCGCACACAAGCCAGCGCCUCCCUCUACUUGCUCAUGCGCCAGAACUUUGAGAUCGGCCAUAAUUUUGCCCGUGUGAAGAUGCUGGUGACCAUGUCACUCUCAUCCCUCGUGGGAACAACACAGAACUUCAGUGAAGAGCACCUGAGGCGGUCCCUCAAGACCAUCCUGACCUACGCAGAGGAGGACGUAGGGCUGCGGGAUAGCACCUUUACAGAGCAGGUUCAGGACCUCAUGUUCAACCUGCACAUGAUCCUGACAGACACAGUAAAGAUGAAGGAGCACCAGGAAGACCCUGAAAUGCUUAUUGACCUCAUGUACAGAAUUGCCCGAGGGUACCAAGGCUCACCAGACUUGCGCCUGACUUGGCUUCAGAACAUGGCUGGCAAACACGCAGAGUUGGGCAACCAUGCAGAAGCUGCCCAAUGCAUGGUGCAUGCAGCUGCCCUGGUGGCUGAGUACCUGGCCCUACUGGAGGACAGCCGCCAUCUGCCUGUGGGCUGCGUGUCCUUCCAGAACAUCUCAUCCAAUGUGCUGGAGGAAUCUGCCAUCUCAGAUGACAUCCUGUCACCAGAUGAAGAGGGUUUCUGCUCUGGGAAGCACUUCACAGAGCUGGGGCUGGUGGGACUGUUGGAACAGGCUGCUGUCUACUUCACCAUGGGUGGACUGUAUGAGGCAGUGAAUGAGGUCUACAAAAACCUCAUCCCCAUCCUGGAAGCCCACAGAGACUACAAGAAGCUGGCUGCGGUGCAUGGAAAACUGCAGGAGGCCUUCAGCAAGAUCAUGCAGCAGAGCUCUGGCUGGGAGGGCACUUCUCUUAAGCGCGUUUUUGGGACAUAUUUCCGAGUGGGUUUCUACGGCCUGCGUUUUGGGGACCUGGAUGAGCAGGAGUUUGUGUACAAGGAACCAUCCAUCACGAAACUGGCAGAGAUUUCACACCGGCUGGAGGAGUUCUACACAGAGAGGUUCGGAGAGGAUGCAGUGGAGAUCAUCAAAGAUUCUAACCCAGUAGACAAGUCCAGGCUGGACCCACAGAAAGCCUACAUCCAGAUCACCUAUGUAGAGCCAUACUUUGACACUUACGAGCUCAAGGACCGGGUGACCUACUUUGACCGCAACUAUGGGCUGCGGACCUUCCUCUUUUGCACACCUUUCACUCCUGAUGGGCGGGCACAUGGGGAGCUGGCGGAACAACACAAACGCAAGACCCUGCUCACCACAGAUCAUGCCUUUCCAUACAUCAAGACACGCAUCCAUGUGUGCCACCGUGAGGAGACAGUACUGACACCAGUGGAGGUAGCCAUUGAGGACAUGCAGAAGAAGACCCGGGAGCUGGCGUUUGCCACUGAGCAGGACCCUCCGGAUGCCAAGAUGCUGCAAAUGGUUCUACAAGGCUCUGUGGGGCCUACCGUGAACCAGGGUCCCUUGGAGGUAGCCCAGGUAUUUCUGGCAGACAUCCCAGAAGACCCCAAGCUCUUCCGACACCACAACAAACUGCGACUCUGUUUCAAGGAUUUCUGCAAGAAGUGUGAGGACGCACUGAGGAAGAACAAGGCCUUGAUUGGGCCAGACCAGAAGGACUACCAUCGGGAACUAGAACGCCACUACUGCCGUUUGCGAGAGGCCCUGCAGCCCCUGCUCACCCAGCGCCUGCCCCAGCUGCUGGCACCAAGCUCUGCCAGCCUCAGGAACUCCCUGAAGAGAAGAACAAGCUUCCAGAAGGCUGACCUCUGACCCACAGGGCUGAAGCUACAGCUAAGAGUCAGCACUGAGACCUCUCCGUCUGCCUUGCAGGGGGUCAGUCCUCUUGCCCCUUUGUCAAUGAGGGACCACAGUGUCCUUGGGGCUAGGCCCUCUGUCACUCUGUCUGUCUGCACUGAUGUAUUCUAAUGUUUUUAAUUUAAAAUGAUUUUUAUAUUGAA